AUGCGGUUCGGUGCGGUGCGGUGCGCGCCAGAGGGCCGGUGUGCGCAAGUCAGCGCGGAGAUGACCAGGCCGGCGUCCGCGCAGUUCUACCAGGCAGUUAUUGGCAGAAUGGCCAUGAGGACUGACACGGCCUCCCAUCUGCUAGUGCUGCUGUGCUCCGUCACUGUCUACGGAGCCCCUUCUCGUGGAGUCUCAGACGACGCUCUACGAAAUAUCUCGGAAACGUUGUUGGCGAAUGACGUAAACAAUGCUGCAAAACACAUUCGAAUCAACUAUCAAUCGCGCACUGAUUCCAACAGUGCCACUGACGAUGCUCCUGACCCACUUCUCACUGUUGCAUCAGAAGCUCUCAACAUAUCUACAGUUUCAAUGUUACGAAAAACAUUUGAUAACUACGUAGCAGACACUAGAGUUAAUGAGCAAAUAACAGAUGAAGAAAUGAACGAAGAAAAUAAUCUUUUAAAUGCCUUUAUAGCAACUCCUAUAAUGGAACAUACAUCAGUUUUUAUCUAGCUACGAUUUCAUGACAAAAGAUCCAAAUGCCUUGAAGAACCUUUUACGAGAUCUAUGGUUUUCAAUGUAUUCUCGUAGUGGUGAUACAAUGGGAUCAAGUGGUUUUGAACACGUCUUUCUGGGCGAGUUGAAGAAAGGAAAAGUUUCAGGAAUGCAUAACUGGAUCUUCUUCACUACCGAGGAAGCCAAGAAUACUGCAAACUAUAUGGGAUAUUUAAAAAAACUAGAUCUAGGGGAAAAAGGCGAUGUCGUGAAGAUUCACUACAAAUGGUCUAAUGCUAUGAAACCUGUAGGUUCAAAUGUUUGUGGGUACUAGGCCCUGAAUUGAAAUGGCGCUAUAACAAAUUUGCUUUCUCGGCCAGAGCCAAAUGGAAGAUGGCAAUAGUCAUUUGGCGAACAAAAGCUGUCACUAUUCGAACCAUACAUUUCGUUCCAAGGGGAGAAGACUGUAAUUUGGAAGUGCAUUCCCUGGAUAAUUUGA
Molecule: messenger RNA, 994 nt
Organism: Gryllus bimaculatus (two-spotted cricket)
Lineage: Eukaryota; Metazoa; Arthropoda; Insecta; Orthoptera; Gryllidae
Source: the annotation of a GenBank genome assembly